Molecule: messenger RNA, 1332 nt
Organism: Plasmodium inui San Antonio 1
Lineage: Eukaryota; Apicomplexa; Aconoidasida; Haemosporida; Plasmodiidae
Exons: 2
Coding region: 1-1332 (443 amino acids)
Source: RefSeq, a predicted model, not a curated record
AUGGAGAAGCACCAGCUGCAGCCGGGGGAGGAGGCCAAAAUACGGGCCAUCUUCUUCUUCAUCGGGCUCCUGCUGAGCCUGCCGUCCCACGUGAUAGUGAACGUAUCCUUCCUCAUAAAUCAUAUCUACAAGGAGGAAAUCUUCGUCACGACAAUGGGCAUCGUAUCUGGAUGCAUGAUUAUCUCCUCCGUGUUUCAGUUAACCUUUGAAAGGACAUCUUUCAAAUCCAUCAUGGUGUUUAAUUCGUUAAACACAGCCAAUAUGCUGGUCCUUCUAGUGGGAAUAUGUUUCUUGAAGUGCUCCAAGAACUACGUAUAUCUGAUCUGUGGCAUAAUUGGAUUGUUUAUUGGUUACCUCUAUUCAGCCUGCACAAAGUACUCUCUCCUCAUGACGAUAAGAGUAAACGGCUAUAUGAUCACAGGCAUCAGCUUCAGUUCUCUUUUCUUUUUUUUAAUAAAUCUAUUGAUGUCCUAUUUCACGAUCGAAGAAGGGAAUAUUAACUCAUACUACAAUGCGAUUUCUUUGUCCAUUGGCACGAUCGUCUUAAUUGAGUUUUUUAUCAUCCUGUUUAUUAUGUAUGUGCAAGUGAGCUCUCCUUUCUUUACUCAAGAGCGCCAGAAAAUUGAGCUCGAGAUGUUUAAGAAAGCUAAUAUGGAUAAGAAUUUGAGCUCCAUUGAAAAGGGGAAGACCAAGAAACAGAACAGUGCUUUGUCUACAUCCGAUUCCAAGGCCAAAAACGGAGGAGUUCCUGUCCUCACCUCGUGCAAACAAAAAUUUGUGACCUUUAAGAGCAUGUUUAACUGCACCAACAUCUGCGACGGAGCUCGUCUCAUUAAGUACUACUACGUCUGCCUCAUCCCCAUAUCUUUCUCCAUUUUCGUCUCCUCCAUUGUGUACCCCCACAUGAUCCCCAACAAGCUCGGAAAAGGCGUCUACGUGAACUAUCUGUUCCUGUUCCUGUACCAACUGAGCGACAUGCUUUUCAGCCUCCUCGUGACGGUUUACCACAACGCCUUCAACUUCCUGAAGCAGAAGUACAUUGUGAUCCUGUGCCUAAGUCGGCUUAUCCUUCUCGGCAUCUCAUUCAAAAUAAAAAAUUUAAAAGACGGAGACUAUAUGCACUCGGACGAGUUCGUGGCGCUGAUCAUAUUUCUCUUGGGUUCUACCAAUGGGUCUCUUAUAAAUAUCAGUUACUCCAGAAUAGGUGAAUGUUUCGAAGAAUCCAACACGAAGGAAAAGAACAUCGCCGUGUCUUCGUCCUUUUGCGCCCUGUCUCUUUUGAUGAGUUUUGCUCUAGCGCCUUGGUUCUGCAAAGCGAUCAUUGAUUUGUGA